UGCACAGCGCGGAAAUCGUGUUCGGACGUACUCGAGCGUAUCCCCGCGAGUGAGGCAACGCUAUCGAGCGGAAAAUUAUUGACAGUGAACAGAGUGUGGAAAUUAUUUCAAUUAAGAAUAAGAAUUUGUGAAAAAGCAACACGCCAAAUUAAAGAAAGCUGAAAAGCAAAGAAACAUUCAAACUCACCCAAAGCAUUUUCUAACUGCUUGCAAACGAUUUAUUGACAUCAAAAGGACACACAUCCUUUUGUGUUUGGCUUGCUGUGUUUUCUUUUUUUCUUAAGAAACUCACCUCGUUUUUCUCUGCCCCACAACAAUGGCCGUUGUACCGUCAAAUACAAAUCUCAACGAUUGGGAUUAUUGGGAUUAUCGGCGACGCCUAUGGCGUGAUUUGGAUCUCGUCGAUUGGGAUUUGCCAUAUUGGAAACGCCUGGCACGCUUCAACUCAUCGCCCGAUCUCAGUCGUGUGAUUGUGGGCAAAGAUGGUUUUGAGGCGAAUGUGGAUGUGCAUCCGUUCAAGCCUUACGAAAUUCAAGUGAAGACCGUCGGCGAUACGGUGAUUGUGGAGGCGAAACAUGAGAAGCGACGAGACGGUGACAACUUUGUUGGUCGACAUAUUGUGAAACGUUUCAUUCUGCCACGUGGCUUCUAUCCCAAUGAUGUGCGCUCCGAACUCUCCUCAGAUGGCAUAUUGACCAUCAAGUGUCCAACACCAGCGCAGCAUGAGCGGAGUGUGUAUGUGCGACAAGUUGGCCUGCCAUACCUGAGCAUAAAGAACUGAUGAGGCUUAAAGGAACGCACACAAAGAGAGGGAAAGAGAGAGGGAGUGGGAGAGGGUAAAGGAUAUUUCUUUGUUUUACGCAAUUUUUGUAUGCAAUCAACGCCAGCAUAUAAAUAUGUGUGUUGCAUAAAUUUUAGUUCUUUGUGCUUUUUUGCAUAAAAUUGCCAGAAAAUAAAUACGGAAGCGUGUGUUGGUUCUUGUAUUCUGUUGAUUCAUAUGUGCUCGUAUUUUUGUUUUGUAUUAUUUAUAUGUAAUAGUUUAGCGCACUACUAAAUUGUCAAGAGUUCUUUGUUGGUUUAAGAAUAAUUUUUUAAUUAUAUUUUUAUUAUUAUUAUUAUUAUUUUUUAAAUAAAAACACAUUCGUUAAGUUUAAGUAGUUUUUGAAAGAAAAAAAUAACAAUAAAAAUUCACUCGAUUCAAAUGCCAUUUUGUGGACUUUUUUGUAAUUAACAUAAUCAAAAUAAUAUUAGUUAAAUAAAAUCCAAGUUUACGAAAUACGAAAAUA
This is a messenger RNA of Ceratitis capitata (Mediterranean fruit fly), 1286 nucleotides long. RefSeq names its product heat shock protein 27. NCBI's taxonomy places the organism in Eukaryota, Metazoa, Arthropoda, Insecta, Diptera, Tephritidae. The transcript has a single exon. Gene Ontology annotation, biological process: response to heat; protein refolding. The coding region runs from base 317 to 781 and encodes 154 amino acids. The record is from RefSeq and is a predicted model, not a curated record. Gene Ontology annotation, molecular function: protein folding chaperone.